GGUUCCGGGCACGCUGGGUUCCGGGGCUGCCCCGCUGCGGCGCGGCGCGGCCCGCGAUGAUCCCGGUGCCGGUGGUGGUGACCGUGCUGGGCGGCUGGUGCGCCGUGUACCUGGCGGACACGCUGCUCAAGUCCUCCAGCUCUCUGAAGGCGUCGUACGAGGACUGGCUGCUGACGUACGGCCUGAGCGUCUCUCCCUUUCACCUGCGCUGGCAAACAGCUCUCUUCAACCGCCACUUCUACAGCUGGGGCAGAUGGAAACCCAGAUUCCUCUACUUCUGGUUCAGUGUAGGAAUGGUGUUUGGAAUACUUGCCAUGUUUGGCUCUGUGAUCCUGCUCGGAAAGACCCUGCUGCAAACUCUGACCCAGAUGCUCACCGAGGCUCCAAAAGCCCAGAAUGAUCGAAUGCUGCAAGUUGUGGUGCCUGGUGUCAAUUUGCCUGUCAGCCAGCUGACCUAUUUCUUCUCUGCAAUCCUCAUCAGUGGUGUGAUACAUGAAGUCGGCCAUGGGGUGGCAGCUAUUCGAGAACAAGUACGAUUUAAUGGAUUUGGGAUUUUUAUCUUCAUUGUCUAUCCUGGAGCAUUUGUUGACCUCUUCACCACUCACUUGCAGCUGAUAUCUCCUGUCCAGCAGUUAAGGAUAUUUUGUGCAGGGGUGUGGCAUAAUUUUGUUCUUGGUGUUGCCAGUUUCAUGGUGCUGUUUCUGCUGCCAGCCAUUCUUUUCCCUUUCUAUUACACGGGUGUUGGGGCCCUUGUCACUGAGGUUGCAGAGGAUUCUCCUGCCAAUGGGCCGAGAGGUCUUUUUGUGGGAGACCUUGUCACUAACCUGCAAGACUGCCCAGUUUAUAAUGUGGAGGACUGGAACUCGUGUCUGGGAGACAUUUCAGAGAAGUCACAGGUCGGCUACUGUGUAAGUGCAGCCACCCUACAGCAGUUAAGCUUUCCAGCUAGAGUCUACAGAAGACUUGAUGGCACAGUUGAAUGUUGUAGUAACAACAGCCUCACAGACAUUUGCUUUUCAUACUAGCAAUAAUAUGCCUGUCUGCCAGCACGAAAAGUUAUCGAAGCCAGCAAAGUGUGUCGAACCAACAUGGACUGCCAUAAGGACUUUGUUCCAAGCUUUUGUGUGACUCCUUCUUUGGAGAACCAAACAAGGCUAAUCAGGGUAAAGCAUCCACCCCAUAUUGACAUGCUGUAUGUUGGACACCCCAUGCAUCUUCAGUACACAGUAAGUCUCAGCAGUUUUGUGCCACGCCAAAACUUUCUAAGUAUUGAUCUGCCUGUGGUGAUAGAGACAUUUUGCAAGUACCUCAUCUCACUAUCAGGAGCACUGGCAGUUAUCAAUGCUGUACCCUGCUUCGCUUUGGAUGGUCAGUGGAUAUUAAACUCCUUCCUGGAAGCCACACUGAGCUCCCUAAUUGUAGAAAAACAAAACAGAGAGCUUGUUGGCUUUUUGAUUUUGCUUGCUGGUAGUGCACUUUUGGCUGCCAAUGUUGCACUGGGACUUUGGAUGGUGACAGCACGAUAGAACAUUGGAUAUUCUUCCAUCAGUUCUGAAAGUACACAGAAAUAAUGAAUCCAUUACUUUUUAAAAUUUGUCCAGUACUGAGAUUGAAAUAAUUCCCUUAAAAUGACACUGAGAGAACAAUCAACUGGGGGUUGCUGUUUUAAUUUAAAACUUUACAACACUAUGCCUGUUCUCAUGGGAAAUCUAAUAGGAAAAUGUAGAAGCCUUUUUAUUUACUCUUUAAGCACUCUUUAGGUAAUACUUUUGGAGAAAUUGAAUUUUAAGAUUUCAUAGGAAAAAAUUAGACUUCAUUAAUUCAGAUCUCAAAAUAAGGGAAUUAUUUUGCCUCAAACAUUUGUAAAGUGGGAGGGAAAAAAGCUAGUUUUAUUUUUUAAUUUAAAUAAUUGUCUGUAUGGGCUUUGAUCAUUUCUCAGUCAGCAUAGUCUUCAGGGACUUGUUUUGGUUUUUUUACUUUAGUAUUCUACCAAACUGGAUUCUGAGAAGCCCAAAAGUCUGAUCUCAAAAUGGAGAAAAGCUAGGUACCAUGUGUUAAAGGGGAGAGAGCAGCCAUUUGGGUGAGUGGCUUUCCUUUUCACCUGCCAAAAUGACUGGAGGAAUGUUGUCCUCAGGAUGUAGAUGAGAAGUGCCAAUGUCUGCUAAAAAUGAAGCAUGUGGGAGGAUAGCAAAGCCCACAUGUUUGUGUUGCUCACACUUUCAGUUGUAUAUUGUCAUACACAGCUGAAGUUUUUUAAAAGGCAAUAUUUGUCAGCAAUAGCUACAAGAUAACUGAAAUUUAGUUUCUGAGUGCUGAAGUAUGCUGUGCACAGUUUUCCUAAGUGAUAUGUAAUGUUCGUGGUGUUUUACUCAGAAAAUAAUAUUGUAUUGUUUUUAUGGUGUCUAUCUUCUGAUGCUAUGCAUGUAAUAUGUACAGUAACUCACUGAUGGUUUUCACAGGCUAAUUUUUUUCGGCUAGAAUUCAUUAAUUCAUUCUGUUCAAAGGUAGCUAACAAAGAUAUUUAGCUGGUCUUAUAUAUUAAUUAUUUAAAGGAAGCAUAUGAUUAUGAUUUGAACUAUUUAAAUAUUUAGCUUUGCUUCCUGGGAUGAAUACAGACCAUAUCCUUGUUCUCAAAUGAACAGUGGAAGAGCAGUCAGUGUUUUACUGACUGAAGUAUGUUUGACAUGCUUUGAAGUUCUUUAGGUCUGUAAUGUUUUGUACCCAGUAGGAUUAUGUAUUGAAUGCCAUUUCCUCCUGUGAUACAUUGCCUAGUUUAUAUAAAUCAGGUUCAGUCAGAGCCUUGCCUCAAUAUAGGCUGAUAUUUAAACAAAAAUGCUCUGGUUUGGGAGCCUAAAUAUUUGAAAUAGGAAAUUGUUGAAAAAUACCCUGCAACUUCUGCCUCAUGCAGUACUCCCCAUAGGAGCUGCUGAAGCUCAGAGUUCCUUUACAAAAAUGACCUUUCCAUCAGGAACUGAAGUGGAACCUAAGCUGAAAGAUCCUGGCUUGCAGGGAGUACUGAAACAUCCAUGACCAGGUAAAAUAGAUUCUUUUGGCACUUGAGGUAAAAGCCUGGGUAAAUUCAAGGUGGGGAGAAGCCCAAUUCUGGUGUUGCUGGACAGUUUCAUUACUCUGUGGUGUUUGCAUUUGCCCACUGAUGUGUACUUUUGCACAGUAGCUUUCACACUUAAGAUGCACUCCUUACUUAUGAUGAUGCAAGCAGUAAUGAGAGACCAUGUCUAUUUAUUUGUUGUUGGCCAGUUUACAUCCCCUUCCAGUGCUGCCACAGGCUGGGUGGGCCCUUGAGGUUUACCUCUGUGGGGUGUCUGGCCUGUGCCUCUCCUUUUCAGUCAUUUCAGCCCAGGCAAAUUGGGACAGGUCCUGGUAGGGGAGGGUAAAUACUCUGAUCCAGUGUCAGCUGGCCCCUUUGGGGACCAUUAAAAGUAACACAAAGUGCAAGAAAGAUAAAACAAACUAUAGUCUAACUUGUCAUCACUCUUGGAAACAUACAGAGGUUUCAGAGUAGCUGUUCUGAUGGGUCACUGUGCCAUCCCUCCAUGGACAGGAGGACAGGAGCAGCCCUGCUCCUGCUCAAGGCCCUGUCUCUGAGGCUCUGUUCCAGACUGCUCUCUCACCUCAGUGGCUCUUUACUGAUCUGAGCUCUUCCUUUCAGUGGCUUUCUACUUGACACUUUCCUCUGUCUCAUCCAAUCUACAGUGCAAAACAUUAAUUUCCACUUGGAAAUUUUAUUAUAGUUUAGUAAGACAGGAUAUUUAGUUUUAAAACUUGUCAAGUUUUAUAUUUAUUUAUUCAUGUUGACUACAAUGGCUUGGAACAAUCCUUUAGCAUCAUGCCUCUCAUGGAGAUGUAGGCAACAGAUCUGGAAAAACCCAAAGCUUCUGAAUUGACAUACACAAAUUUCAUCUGCCAUAAUGAGGCUGGCAGGGCAGACUGUUCCUGGUUAUUUUGUGUGCUACCAAAACAUGAAGUUUUAUCAACUAAAGCUAAAGCCAGUUUACUUUACACAGUCACUGAAAGCCACACUUUCACAAAGUAGAACUUCAGUCUGUAUCUGGCCUCAUAAGCAAGAAGAGGAUGGGGAACACAUUGGCCAUGGCUUUAGCAAAACAGACACACUAGUGCACUGCACAGACUCUAGAUAGCAUGUAUGGAAGAGAGAGCAUUAGAAGUGCUUAAAAAUAAUUCAUGAGUCCAUCCCUCCACAUGUAAAAUUCAACUGGGUAAGGGUUGAUUUAGGUAUGUACAGGUUCUUUAAAUCAAGACUUUAAGCAAACUGAGUGACCGAGCACAUCUUAGAUUAGUGUAAUUAGAAAGUAAUAGGUUGGGCCACUCUCUGAAGAAGAAGUUGUUGUUCAGUGGAUCAAUUUCAUUCUCUAUAAUCCUAUAUGUGGAUUACAUUCUGAUAAGCAUGUGCCAUACAUACACUUACUGGGACAAUUUUUCCUGGGGUUUUGGUCGUUUAUUUAGGAAGAGAAAACACAAAAGUACAGAGUGGCUUUUGUGUGUUGGAGUAUUUCUGAUGUGUGUUUUGUUUUUGUAAAAAGAGAAAGUCUUUAAAUUAAAUCCUUUUACAUCUUAUUAUAAUUAGCCCCUCAAAAUCUUUAAUACUGAAUCCAUCAAUAUAAUUAUAGGGCAUAUUGACUGGACUAUAAAAUACAGCACUCUUAAAGAUUGGAUGGCUGCUACUAUUUAUGUAUAUACUAAGCAUUUUAAAUCUGUAUCAGAUGGAAAAAGUAAUGUCUAAUAUUCAGAAAUGUUAUACUUAGCUUUUGUUCGAAAAUUUCCAGAAGAAUUCCAUAAUUAUAAUCAUUGUUCUACUUUGUUUUUUAUGAAAUGGUUUUUUAUAUCAGGAAAUAUUUACAUAGCAUGUUCUGAUAAUGCAUGAUAUAACAUGAAAAUGGCAAACUCCUUAGCAUGGGGGGUGUUACAUGCUCUUUGCUAACUUAGGAAAUUAAAACCAGCUUGUAUCUGUACCAAUUAAAUGAAAGAGGCUUCACUAGAAAAAGUAUAGACAAACUUGAGUCAUUACAAAUUAGGAGCCACAAUGGAAAAUGUGUUAACUCAUUCCUUUUAUUUAGAAUGAAACAACCAUGUUGAUAGUUUCUUUCAGUGAUAAUUCUACAUUUGUGGAUAUGUGUGUAUGCAUACAUUUCUGUAACAGAUACAUACAUAGCCAUAGGAUAUAUUAAUGUUUUUUUAGUGAUAGCUUACUCCUUACUCCAUAUUCUGCAAUGCAGGCUUUUGUUUUUCCUUCUCUCUGUGAAUUCUCUCUGUGGCUUUCUCUGGAUUUGAAAAUAGAAACUUAUGUUUUUUCCCAUAAGCAACUUUUAACUUCUUUAUUAACAGAAGACAAGUGAUGGGGAUAUGAUGUAACCACAGUCUGCAUGAGUUUUGUUCAGAUGAUGUUUAAAGUAUGUUUCUUACUUUCUGUGAAGCCUCAGCUACAAGCAUGGUAAACACAGCUUUUUCAGGGCAACUGAAGAAGGUCAGCCUUGGAAUGCACCACUCUCUUACUGCUGCUGUUUGUGCUGUUCUUAAGAACUGGGAUGAACAAGAGCUCUGUGUAGAGUAUACUGAAGAAAUAAAGUUUUCAGGACAGAACUCUCCAUGGCAGGGUGUUUCAGCUUUGUUUUAAUAAGGAUAUGUUUUGUUGAGCUUAGCACAUCAGCAAUCCCAGUGUUCCCAUAGCUUCUCAUACAUGUUACACGAUUCAAAGAUGACUUGUAGGAAUAUUUUUAAGAUAAAUUAUGUAUUUCUUACAAAUUCAGAGCUUUCAUACAGAUCUGAAUAUCACUAAUGAGAUGAAGAAGGCUUAUUAAGGUUUAUAUAGCCUAGUCUGUAAUUAAUUGUUUUAAAAAUAUGUGAAUUAAAUGCUAGAUAUAAAGAGUUAUUUGUAAAGUAUGCAUUAUGUACACCUGCACUCAGACCAAUUUCCACAACCAGUUUUGCCUCAGCUUUGUUCUUGUAAUCUUGUGAGUAAGGAAUCUUGAAUCUUAAAACAGGUGAGAUCCAAUAUUGGCAAAUAUUUUAUACUCUUUCUAUCCUGAAUUUCAUGUAGUGCUUUCUGUUGAAUAGUUGUUUAAUGUGGCUGAGUUACCUGGGGCACACACCCUGCAGCCAUGCAGUGUUUGGGAACAUUGCACUGGGGACUGCCAGCAAGCAGCAGCUCUGUGACUGCUGGUCCUUGGGCUCAUCCACUCCAUCAUGUGAAGGGUAGAUGGCAGCGUUUAAGGCAGUGAAGGACUUCAGUUUAUGGCAGCUUUAUGAAACUUUCACACUGCUGACCUGGUGUGAAAAUACAGGAACAAAGAGCAGGAUAUGACACUGCAAUUCCUUUCAUUCCGUUUACAUUGUCAUGAAACCUGAAAAGAACUAGUAAUUGACAUUUCAGAGCAGGAAGAUAUGUUUUGCAGCCCUUCACUGAAUAAUUCAGUGACUGGUGGUCAAACUUAUUUCUUAGCACUUUGUCAUUCCUUCCAUAAAUAUGUGCUGAAUAAGUAGUGUGGAUAGUUGUAGCUUGUGUUGUAAAAUGGACUUGGAUAUUUCUCACCUCUAGAUGUUCAUCCUGCGAUGGUUUUUGCAGCAUUAUAGUACAAUCUAUCUUCAUUGAUCCUGGGUUGAAAGUUUGGAGGCUAUUUCCAAGCCAUCACUAGGAAAAUCUAUUUCCAAGUUGUUUGAUAAUAUUUUAAAUUAAUCUUUUCCUUAUAUCACAUUGUUUUUAGAUUUUAUAUACUCAGUUGAUCUUAUCUGAAGCCUGUCAAUGGAAUACGUAUUGUUUAGAAAUUCACUGUGGGGUUUUUUUCCUCUACAUGGCCUUAUUUUUCACACUGACUCACAGCUGUGGAAUGUUAGAUUUCUAGACCCUUUGUUUCCACUAUGCAUUGUUCUUGAUCAUGGGUUUUUUUAAAAAAUGGAAAAAAAAGAAAGCUUCAUUUUGAAAAUGUCAGCUAGCAAAUAUAUGGAACACUGAAUAAUGUAUUGUGGUUUUGUUUUCCUUUUUUUCUCUAUUUAAUUAACCAAACAAUAAGUAUUGUUUUCUAUGUAUAAUAAAUGUAUCCUGCAAAUAAAUUCAUUGUCUGAUUGUU
Oenanthe melanoleuca is the source of this 7103-nucleotide messenger RNA. RefSeq names its product membrane bound transcription factor peptidase, site 2 (gene MBTPS2). Gene Ontology annotation, biological process: membrane protein intracellular domain proteolysis; regulation of response to endoplasmic reticulum stress. Gene Ontology annotation, cellular component: membrane; cytoplasm. Gene Ontology annotation, molecular function: protein binding; metalloendopeptidase activity. The transcript has 11 exons. The record is from RefSeq and is a predicted model, not a curated record. Lineage: Eukaryota; Metazoa; Chordata; Aves; Passeriformes; Muscicapidae.